CACUGCCUUUUCCUUUUUAUCAGUAUUUUGAUUUUUUUUCCAUCAUAUAAAUAGAACCCCACAAAAACCAAUUCUUGAAGCUAAUCCACAGCUUGUUAAUUAGAAUAUUCUUUUUGAAACUAAAACAUUGUCUAUGUGCUAUGUAAUGCUAAGUUUUCUCCGCAUUCAAAUCUAUUCCACAAGUUCAGAAGAUUUCAUAGACCAAACCAGCUGCAAAGAAUUCACUAUGCAAGAGGCUCAUAUGUUGCUCUUUUGCUGUGCAUUUGGGGAUGUGGACUGUGGACAAAGAAACUAACUUCUAAACUCAUUUCAAAGCUUUUUGAAGACAAGGAUACAUUAUGGGUCUCUGGACUGUUUUCUGUGGAGGUUCUAAUUGUUCAGACGAGGUUGAAACGAGUUGCAGUUCUGGUAUUUCAGCCAUUUUCUCUCCACAUUCAUGCAUCAACCACUUUUUGGUCACUUCUGUUGAUAUGCUGCUUUUGUUCAUUCUCUUAUUCUUUGCCAUUCGUAAAUUUUCCUCGAGAAAGACCGUGUCCUCCUCACAACCCCAAUUAGGCAUUUCUCCAUUGUCAAUUUCCUCUGCCAUUUUCAAUGGCGGUCUGGGUUUGGCUUACUUGUGCUUGGGGGUUUGGACAAUUAAAGAGAACUUGAAUGCGGAGAAGACCAUUUUGCCUCUCCAUGGAUGGCUAGGAGUGUUGUGCCAGGGGUUCGUGUGGUUAUUGUUAAGUUUAUCGUUGAGCCUUGAGAAACGACAAGCUCAAGUUAUCCCAUUACGAAAGCUUUGUUUAAUUCUUGGGUUCGUGCUAGCAGGAUUUCUCUGCGUUGCAUCUGUGAGGGAAUCAAUUGUGGACAAACUAGUGUCUGUCAAAAUGGUAUUAGACAUGCUGUCGUUUCCUGGAGCGAUUUUACUGUUGUUUUCUGCAUUUAAGGGACACAUUUAUGCAGAAAAUGAAGGAGACAUUAGUCACCAUGCCUUGUAUAGACAUCUGAAAGGUGAAGAAACUGAUUUCAUUGGUACAAUUAAUUCAAAGGGCAAUAAUGAAACUCCUUUUGCCACUGCUGGAUUACUUAGUAGAAUGUCAUUUUGGUGGUUGAAUUCAUUAAUGAAGAAGGGUAAAGAGAAAACUAUUAAGGAUGAAGAUAUUCCACAUUUACGGAAAGCGGAUCAAGCGGAGACAUGCUACUUACAGUUUAUGGAACAACUGAGUAAAUCGAAACAAAGCAAUCUGUUGGCAAUACUCUUCUGCCAACGCAAAGCUAUUUUAAUUUCUGGAUUCUUUGCAUUGACCAAGAUACUCACACUGUCUACUGGCCCGAUGUUUCUUUAUGCGUUCAUUAGGAUUGCUGAAGGGGGAGAAACUUUUAAAUACGAGACCUAUGCCCUGACUGCUGGGCUCUUCCUUGCGAAAUGCUUAGAAUCAUUGUCGGAGAGGCAAUGGUACUUCCAAACUAGACUAAUUGGACUCCAAGUAAGAUCUUUGCUAUCCGCAGCAAUUUAUCAGAAGCAACUCCGACUCUCAAAUGCUGCUAAGACAACUCAUUCUCCUGGCGAGAUAAUGAAUUAUGUCACAGUAGAUGCAUAUAAAAUUGGUGAAUUUCCAUAUUGGUUUCAUCAGAUAUGGACAACAGGCCUACAGAUAUGUCUCGCCUUGAUUAUUAUUUACUUAUCUGUGGGGUUGGCAACUAUUGCAGCCCUUAUAGUAAUAAUAUUAACUGUGCUUGGAAAUUAUCCAGUGGCCAAAUUGCAGCACAAUUAUCUGACAAAGAUCAUGAUGGCACAAGACGGGAGGCUAAAGGGUAUCACAGAAGCACUAGCAAACAUGAAAGUUCUGAAGAUGUAUGCUUGGGAGACACAUUUCAAGAAUGUUAUAGAACGGCUUAGGAAAGGAGAAGCCGACUGUUUAUCUGCAGUUCAGUCACAAAAGGGUUACUAUAUAGUUCUAUUUUGGUCCUCUCCAAUCAUAGUAUCAGUUGCUACCUUUUGGGCAUGCUACAUGCUCGGGAUUCCUCUCAAUACUAGUAAUGUUUUCACAUUUCUUGCAACUUUGCGUAUUGUUCAGGAGCCAAUUCGGUUAAUCCCUGACGUUGCUGGAGUGUUCAUCGAAGCAAAUGUUUCAUUUACUCGGAUUGUGAAGUUUCUCGAGGCACCUGAACUGCAGAACAGGCAUAUCAACAAAAAUAGCCAUGGGGAGGAACGUGAGCAGUCUGUAGUUAUCGAUUCCACCAGAAUUUCAUGGGAUGCUGAUUCUUUAAAGCCCACUCUGACAAACAUAAAUUUGAUAAUUAAGUGUGGGGAGAAGGUAGCUAUAUGUGGAGGAGUUGGCUCAGGUAAAUCAACCCUUUUAGCCACAAUUCUCAGAGAGGUUCCAUACACUGAUGGCAUUGUUCAAGUUUAUGGCAAGAUUGCAUAUGUUUCGCAGACAUCAUGGAUUCAGACUGGGACUAUACAACAAAAUAUUCUCUUUGGAUCUGCCAUGGAUGAAUGCAGAUACCAACAAGUACUUGAAAAGUGUUUUCUAGUAAAGGACCUUGGGAUGCUUCCGUUUGGUGACGGCACUGUUAUAGGAGAGCGAGGUGUAAACCUCAGUGGUGGGCAGAAGCAACGAGUCCAACUUGCACGUGCUCUAUAUCAAGAUGCAGACAUAUAUCUCUUGGAUGAUCCGUUCAGUGCCGUUGAUGCUCAUACUGCAACUGGUUUAUUUAAUGUGCCUAACUCUUGUCUUACUGAAAUUUAUGUUACUUCUAAAAUGGCUUUUCAAUUCAAAGCUAACAUGGGUUAUGAUCAGGAAUAUGUCAUGGGAGCUCUGUCAGGGAAGACAGUCUUGCUGGUGACCCACCAAGUCGACUUCCUUCAUGCGUUUGAUUCUGUUUUGCUAAUGUCUGAAGGGAAAAUACUAAAAGCAGCUACCUACAAUCAGUUGCUAGCUUCUAGUCUAGAGUUUCAAUACCUUGUCAAUGCACACAAUGAUGCUGCUUUUUCUGAGAAACAUGGUAUCAAUGGUUCUCAACAAAGAUCUAAAACCCCCAAAGAAGAGAUUCAGAAAACUUAUACCCAGGAACAGUUAGGAGAACCUGUUGGAGACCAAUUGAUCAAGCAAGAAGAAAGAGAAAUAGGAAACACUGGUCUCAAGCCUUACCGGCAAUAUCUGAAUCAGAGCAAGGGUUUCUUGUACCUCACCUUGGCAAUUAUAUCCCACCUCAUGUAUCUUGUUGGGCAGUUGGUACAGAAUCUUUGGUUGGCUACUGAGUUGGAUGAUUUUAAUUUAAGCAGAUCGAAACUCCUCAUGAUAUACUUGGUGAUUGGGUGUGGCAUGUCACUCUUCUUGGUCCUUAGAUCUUAUGUAGUAGUGGUUUUAGGUCUCAGGGCAUCGAAAGCUAUUUUUUCUAAGCUAAUGACAUCUCUUUUCCGAGCACCAAUGUCCUUUUAUGACUCAACACCCCUGGGAAGGAUCCUCAGUCGGGUGUCUUCUGAUAUGAGUAUCGUGGACCUUGAAUUGUGUAUGAGAUUAAGUAUGACGCUAGCAUCAACAAUGACCACAUACUUCAGCUAUGGAAUAUUGGUUUUUCUUACCUGGCCUAUGUUGUUUGUCAUUAUACCCACGGUGUAUGCAACCAUACUGUUACAGAGCUACUACUUUGCUUCUUCAAAAGAGUUGAUGAGAAUCGAUGGCACAACUAAGUCUUCGGUAGCAAGCCAUAUUGCUGAAUCCAUUGCAGGUGCAACGACCAUUAGAGCUUUUGGAGAAGAAGAUCGAUUCUUUGCAGAGUUUUUACACCUUAUUGACACAAAUGCAAGUCCAUUCUUCCAUAGUUUCUCAGCAAACGAGUGGUUGAUUCAACGUCUGGAGAUAAUAUGCGCAAUUGUUCUGUCAUGCUCAGCACUUGCCAUGACUUUGUUUCAUCUUGGAGCUUCUGACUCAGGAUAUAUUGGCAUGGCUCUGUCAUAUGGUCUUUCAUUGAAUAUCUAUCUCGUUUCUGCGGUCCAAUGCCAGUGCAUACUAGCAAAUUUGAUCAUUUCUGUAGAAAGGUUAGAACAGUACAUGCACAUACCUAGCGAAGCCCCUGAAAUAAUUGAAGCUUACCGUCCUGCAUUCAACUGGCCAUCUAUUGGUAAAGUGGAGAUCCGUGAUUUGAAGGUACAAUAUCGGCCCAAUGCUCCUCUAGUUCUGCACGGUAUUAGCUGCAUAUUUGAAGGAGGACACAAAAUUGGAAUUGUUGGAAGGACAGGUAGUGGGAAAACAACUCUGAUCAGUGUGUUGUUUCGCCUGGUAGAGCCUACAGAGGGAAUGAUUGUUAUAGAUGACCUCAAUAUAUCUAAUAUCGGUCUUCAUGACCUCAGAUCACGCUUUGCAGUCAUUCCACAAGAUCCAACUCUUUUUAGCGGAUCUGUCAGAUACAAUCUAGACCCCUUAUCAGAGCAUACUGAUCAUGAAAUAUGGGAGGUAUGUUUCUAUAAGAUCCUAGAAUUGACUAAGAUAUAUUUUACUCAAACAUUUCAAAAAGCUUCUGUUUUGAAGGUUCUUGCGAAGUGUCGACUUCGAGAGCUUGUUGAGAAGAAAGAAGAGGGCUUGGACUCAUUAGUUGUGCAAGACGGAUCAAAUUGGAGCAUGGGACAGCGACAGUUAUUCUGUUUGGGGAGAGCACUGUUGAAGAGAAGGAAGAUAUUAGUGCUUGACGAAGCCACGGCCUCAAUUGACAAUGCCACUGAUUCUGUAAUCCAGAGAACAAUAAGAACAGAAUUUGAAGACUGCACUGUAAUCACAGUGGCCCAUAGAAUACCAACCGUGAUGGACUGCACAAUGGUGCUUGCUAUUAGCGACGGAAAACUAGUAGAGUAUGAUCAGCCAAUGAAGCUCAUGAACAAGGAGGGGUCUCUCUUUGGACAGCUUGUGAAGGAGUAUUGGGCUCAUUCCAACAACAAUGCUAAUGGAUGCUCAGAAGAUUGCUAGAAAUGAGGUUUUUUGCUUAUUGAAAUUUUGAUUUCAGGACAUCAUGAUUUUUCUGUCAAUUUUGUUGUAUAAUCAAUUCAUAAUGUAAUGUAUUGUAUUGUAUUUUAUUUUAAGAAAAAAUGGACUAUCCAAUCUAUGCAAAGAAAUUGAGAAACAUCAUAAUUUUGUCAAAA
This is a messenger RNA of Camellia sinensis, 5122 nucleotides long. Its product is annotated as ABC transporter C family member 10. Gene Ontology annotation, molecular function: ATP hydrolysis activity; ATP binding; ABC-type transporter activity. Lineage: Eukaryota; Viridiplantae; Streptophyta; Magnoliopsida; Ericales; Theaceae. Gene Ontology annotation, biological process: transmembrane transport. Gene Ontology annotation, cellular component: membrane. The record is from RefSeq and is a predicted model, not a curated record.